Molecule: messenger RNA, 891 nt
Organism: Medicago truncatula (barrel medic)
Lineage: Eukaryota; Viridiplantae; Streptophyta; Magnoliopsida; Fabales; Fabaceae
Product: pEARLI1-like lipid transfer protein 1
Exons: 1
Coding region: 136-525 (129 amino acids)
Source: RefSeq, a predicted model, not a curated record
AAUUCACUCACUUCCACUCAAUUAGAUUUCUAGGGUGCACCUUCCAAUUUUUGUUGCCUUUAAAAUAGGUUCACUCAUUCAACUCUCAAUCAACACAAAUAUUGCUACAUUUAAUUUGUAAAGUAAACUAUAGUCAUGGCUUCCAACACCAAAUUAUUCUCAGCCACCAUUUUAGUACUUUCUCUCCUUGCUUACUCAACAUUUACUGAGGCUAAGGGUUCAUGCUCACCAUCACCAAAGCCAAAGCCAAAACCUUCACCCCAAGGUCACUGCCCCAAAGAUACCUUAAAGUUAGGGGUUUGUGCUGAUGUUUUAGGACUGGUUAAUGUUGUUGUUGGAAAUCCUGCUUCAGGUAGUAAUUGUUGUGCAAUAAUCAAAGGUUUGGCUGAUUUGGAUGCUGCACUUUGUCUUUGCACUGCAAUUAAGGCCAAUGUGCUUGGAAUAAACUUGAACGUACCUCUCACCCUCACCUGGAUCCUUGGUGCUUGUCAAAAAACAAUCCCUCCUGGUUUUCAAUGUGCCUAAGGAUUCAAAUUAGGUUGUAUCUCAUUGUUUCCUAAGUAUGUACGUGCACUAUAAGUGUGUGGUUAUGUAUUAUUUCUCUUUGGUAAUUGUUGUUAACACUAUUUAACACUUUCUUUGUAACAUAUUCUUUAUUAUUGGUUGAAAUUUAUGGGAUACACCGUCACUCACUAUGUUAUAACUUAUAACUCAUGUGAAUUUCAACCAAUAAAAAAUAGCAUUGAAAAAGAAGUGUUAAGACUGUGUUAAUAAUAUUUUUUUAUUUUGUAAACUAAUCCAUUUUAUUUUAUUAUUGUAUUUUGUGUAAUUGUUAAGAUGUGGUUUGUUCAAAUAUUUAUUUGUGUGGAUUUCUCACAUUGUUUGGCUAAA